AUGGGCGAGGGGGAAGUAGGGGUGGGGCAAAGAGGUGAGGAGGAUGAGCUCUGUGAUUUUGCGAUUGUCGAGUUGGACAGGGAUGGGGAUAAGACUGGCGUAAUUACAGUGAGGCGGGGCUGUGUGGAUAAAUGUGUACUCACUGAUGUAAUCGGUCACGAGAUUACAGAAGCAGUGGACAUUUUCCGUGAUCCCGAGGCCCUCCUCAGUUUGGCGCAAGAAUUAGCCAAUCGAAAGGCGUCGACAAGUAAUUUUAGACCAUCGGAUGGAAUUUCCACGCAGGAGAAUGCUACCUCCCUCAUUGAACGUCUCUAUGGGCAUGAUGUUGCAACAGCUAUCCAGCUAGCUUGUGACACUUACCAACGCACAGACAGUGACCUCUCCGCCUCGUCGUCAUCCAUGCGUCUAACCCUGGGCUUGGAUACGCUCUGGAUCCUAGCCGUUGCAGCUGGAGCUGGAACUGGUCCCAUUGAAGACGUCCAAGAAGCCAGUGGAACAGUGAGGGGCUCAGUGGGCUCCUCCACCUCCACGCUGAUUGGUCAACGAAGUAAACGGAAUAGCAUGAGCAGUGUUCUUCCCGAGGCUGAGUUCUGUUCAACCCGGACACCCCUUCUGGAUCGAUGGCUCACCCGCCAGGAUGAGCGCCUAUUGGCUUGGUGUCAAGAUGCCACCCAGUCACCGGAAUUGUUCAGCUACCGGUUUCGACUGGAGAAAACACCAAUGCAGAAUUUAGGCCUGGCAUUUCAUCUCAUCACAAAGGAGUUCGCGGUGGCACGACUUCUCGAACCGGAAGAUCUACUCUCCAACGAUGCUGUAGAUGCACGGUCAGUUGCCAUCUACCUGAUUGAACUGCGUUUGGCCGUUGAAAUUGACCGACGGCGAAGGAAUAAACCGGCAUUUGAAAUACGCACCACCGCCAUGGAGAAUCAGGCACAAUUUGGCACUCCGGGCGAACCCGAUGCAGGUGUCACCGUCACCGUCGUGACCACAUCUUCGAGGAGUUCAUCUCCAACAGCCUCAGAAUUGACCUUCUGCUCGGAGGAGGCUAGUGAACUCGACGAAGUUAGUCACUUGGAGGAUGCACAGUUGAAUAUGUCGGAGUUUCAACAUAAAGCUGAACGCAGUCUUGCGUGGAUGCUGUCCAUGGAGGAGCGAUUGAGUGACAACUGUGCAGACCUGAAGGCAUUUAAUGAUGAUGGCAAGGUGACUGAGAAGGCAAUGCUUCAAGAUCCCAUGGCAGUAGCUGAGAAAGCUGAUUUGAUUGCCCUGGAAAAGUCACCAAUUGAUGAUGUCAAGUCGUUGAAUGAGACAAUUGUCAGCCGAUUGUUGGAGGCAAGGAAACGAUUCAACACUCAUGAGGAUUUGACUGCCCAUUUAACAAAGCACGAACCAAUGUUCCGUCGUUGCUUACGCUACGGACAACGACUUGCUAAUCUAGCCGAACAUGUUCAAAGAAUCUCCAACACGACUCCAUCCUCCACCACUGGCGAUGAUUCUGAUACUGAGCGUCAGCUAAUUGACCACCUUCAGUUUGUACAACCUGGUGAGGUUAAGAAAAUGCUCAGCCUUCUUCAAAAUCGGUGGACGAAUUUAAAUAGAGCCGCUGAAGCUGGAAAUCGCUUUCUCGCCGGCUGUCUGCUCAAUCGACAGGAGGCUGUGUUGAGUGCUGUUGAAAUACAACUGAAAAUGCUUGAAUGGGAAAGGGACCGACAAGCAACAGAACGCUUCGGAACAACUGUACAAGAGCUGAAGUCUCAACUGGUCGCCAACCGUAGACUAGAAAAUUACCUUGAAUCUGGUGAAAAGUUAGCCCAACACAUGCAAGAUAUUGUUAUUUUGGUGCCCUCCGAAACUCCAGACGCACGAGAUGCCAAUGUCGAGGGACGUAUAGCCACUCUGGCUACUCAGUGGAGCCGACUUGUGGAAUGGGUGCACACGCAUUACGCACAACUGCAAAAUGCCCUUCUUCACUGGCGGCAUUUUGAGGAAGAAGCUGAUGUCUUGUCAGAGUGGCUGAGUCAACUGCAACGAGAAGCACGUGAGGUGGAGGAGAGAAAAACACGAGAAAUGGAACAGAGAAUGCUAAAAAUGGAGGGAAUGACUGGAAGCAAUGCAGCAGAGACGGAAGACGAGGUAACGCAGCAGGCACGGCUAGUCAGUGAGGCCGUCUCUGAAGCUGUUUCGCCGCCUCUUUCUAAAGGUGGAUCGGUAGAGCGUCUCGUCUAUCGACUUGUCCAAUUUGCAUCAGAAGAGGUGGCGCUGGAGAGUUUUCAAGGUGGUUGGAAGGAGGCUCUUGAGCGCUCUACGACAAAAAAAUUGGCUCCACAUCUUUCCUCUAAGUGGAUCGUAACAGUCCACGUUUGGCGAGUUAUUCAGGACCUUUCGGUGACUAAAAAGACUUACCACAUGAUGCACUUUCAUGAGGGCGAGAACUUGCCAGGUCGACGGCUCAGAUCUCGCUUAUUUAAAAUCGAGGAGAGUGGUGUCAGGACAAAUGUAAUCGUUGUCGUGACCCGGUGUAUUGAUUGGCCAAGAGGUCGUAAACACCUGCCACCGCGUUUCUGUCGUGUGUACACACGAUGCGUUGAGUUCACUCUGACCUUGUUUGCCUGUCUCUCUCGCUACGAGACACGGUGGGCUCAACUAUUGGCGAGUUUGGAUAGACGUGCAAGCGCCGUGCGUGAGGCCUGUGGUGACUCCAUUGAGAUUCAACACGCCGUUGAAACACGUGUGGACGCCCUAGUUUCACAGUGGAGUCAACUUACCGAACCCCAACUGGACUUGGAGGAGAACUCGCUCACUAUCACCUCGAGGUUUGUUAUCCCGGCAAUGCAGCAACCAGAUGAAGCGCCACUACGUGAAGGUCAACCUGCCUCCGACGGAGCAAAACGCCCGGCUGAUGGUGCUCCUAGCACGGCUCCGGAAAAACGUGUUAGCCUGGAAUCCGGUCGACUUGCACUCCUGCCAACAGGCUAUCGCGCUGAAUUCGAGAGUCGUGCGGAGAAAUUGUUGAAUUGGCUAGACUCACGAAUAGAAUUGCUUGAAUUGGUCACAUUGAAGGCAUACGAUGAAGGCCAGGAGCAGCGAGCCACCACAGAGCCGAGGACGAGUCAGCCCUCUAAAUCACCAAGUGAGGUGAUUGCGCGGAUUGACAAGGAGCUGCCAGAAGCCAAAGAAAACAUGGUUAUCGUCAACUCACUCGGUGAACGAUACAGGCGAGAUCUCAGUCAAGCCGGUGAAAAUGUUGACGAAUUGGAUCAGCUUUUCGAUGACAUUGAGGAGAGGUGGGGAUUGCUCGACCAGUUCUACAAAAAGGCGACUGCACAGACCGUAGCUUCAAAAGCCGCGACUUCUGAUGAAACAGCCUCGCAAAAGUUCCCUUCACCUUCUCCUCCUCCCCUAUCGGAAAGGAGUCCACAAAAUAUUUGUAGAUCUGUGGAAUCCUUCAGACAGUGGCUAACAUCGGCCAAAAACGAAGCAACCUGUCCUAUCAACUGCAAAGAUGGCAAUAACCUCGACGAUCUUAUCUCCAAUUUUACGCGAGUGGUUCAAAUGCAACCGAGAACGGCAGUUGUGGAGCACUUUCUAGCCACUCUGACGAAACAGGAGGCGCAAGAGUUGACAGAGGAGUGGCAGCAGGUCAGAAACCUAAUCAGUGAAAGAGUUCCGGUGCUGCGAAAUCUCUGCGAGAAUCACGACUUAUUCAUUAAUCAAAUUGAGCGAUUUGAAAAACUCAUGGGAGAUAUGUUUGACUACCUCGAUUCGGUGGCUCAAGCCACCAAUGUCCAGCCGCCAGCAAUCGAAGCUCAACUGGGCGAGUCUAUAGAAGCUCUCCGUGAUAUGGAGAAGAUGCAGCCAACACUUGGUCAUCUGGAUGACAUAGUUGAAGAGCUAAGAAGCUUCUUCAGCGAACCCUACAUCAAAAAGUUAAACGAGCGCCUAGGCGAGUUGAAACGCACUUGGAAUCGGGUAAAGGAGUUGACGAAUGAGAAUAUUCUCUUCCUUCGUGGAAAGCUAGAAUCCGCAAUCGUUUCUAAGAAGGCAAAAAUAGAGGUGGAGGAGGAGAAGUCUACGGAAGACCAGGCCAGUGAUUCAGUUGCCUCGCUUCACUCCGCAGUCCAGGGAUUGCCUAUCACAGCAACUAGUGGAGCUACUCGGAAUCAACAACCGGAUACCGUCAUGGAAUUUGAAAAGGAGCUGGCCUCCAAACGCCCAAUGAUUGCGGCCAUUCGAAAUGGCGAGGUCACAGACGCCACAGGCAAACCAGUGUCGGAGAAGACCGCUCUUCUAUUCUCCGGACACUUUGCUGACUUGGAAUCGGAGUAUGCCGCCGGACAGGAGCGACUCAAAUCUGCAACAUAUCACUUCAAUGACUUUAAAUCUCUGAUGUCCUACGAAAAACACUGGUUGGAGCGUGUCGAUUCCACGAUACGUAAAUCGAAGCAGCAGGUGUUUGUGGACAUCGGCGACAUCUGUGACGACAUUAUGGCCUUUGAAAAUUUGAAGUCAGAACACUCGGAAGACGAUUUUGCCCGAUUAAAAAAGAUUGUGGAACUCCUCUCUUCCGAGGGAAUUAUGUCCCAACAAUUGAGCGCAGAAUUUGAGGCCUAUGCCAUCGGGGUUACAAACGCUCUUAAAGAGCUUAUCCAGCGACUCGAGGAGCUGAAAAAAUUAAAGGAGCGAACCGAGGAGAUACAGAUACGCUUAGACGACUACGAGUCAUGGCUAAAUGAGAUAUCGAAGGCAGUCCAGCAGCGAAUGGGAGAGAGCGAAACAGCAGACUCGAGUCGAGGUGAAUUCCUUGAAUGGUGUACCCACAUCGCUGUGAUGGACGGGGUGGUGUCAAACGUUAAACGUGACCUAGCCAAGGACUUGAAGAGUGAUUCAAUGGAGGCUCGGGUACCUGAUAGCCUUGUUGAAAGGAUAAAUUCUAUCCAGGUGGAGGCGUCUAACCUCAAAAGACACCUUCUCCUUUUCACUUAUCCCACUGAUGUCCGAAAUUCCAUUCAACGAUGUCGUGAAAUCACGAGGGAACACGACGUUGCGGCCAUCAAUUUGGAAAUCGUCUCUCUAAUCAGUGAACACAUAGCAGGAUUAAUCAUGAAGAGUGUUGAGUUGAUAGAUCGUAUCCACAAUGGUCAAAAAUUGAUUGAUCAGUUGCAGGACAAGGUGUCAUCUGUCACUCCACCACCUGAACUACGCAAUGCUAAUACAGAGUUGAUAGAGGAGUUGAGAGAUCUCCACGAGAAGAACGCAAAAAUCCUUGAUCAUGUCAAACGAUUCGAAGAAGGUGUUGAAAAGCUGCAACCGUUUGCAGAUCGCUACUCCCAGAUUGUCGAUCCACUGGAACAAGUCAUGAUAAAUGUGGAAGAGGUGACCGAUUAUCUAGAAACGGCUGAUACUCAGAACUCACACAUCGACAUGCUUCAGAGAGUUCUUGCUGAACUGUCUGAAGUUCUCGGUCGGGAGGAACGAGAACCGCCUUCCACCAAGCGUUCCAUACCUGAUGAAGAUAAAUCAACCCUUCAAAAGUUAGAAGAGCUACUUGUUCAAAUUGAAGCCGAAAUUACUCCAACAGAGGGUCUCAAUAGUACAAUCGCCGAUGUGCGUCGAGUGAUUGACAAGGCCUUUGCGGCCAGGAAUGCAUUUCGGGCACAGGUCAAUGGCCUAGUCGCUGAGUCCAAUGAAAGCUCAGCGACAGAAGCCACCGAGAUUAGGAUUGUACCUCAACAACCAGCUACCUGCUUGGAGAGUACUCAGAAGCCUCCAGCCAAGGUGGAUGUAAGCGAGGCCAAAAAUGGAGCUCCAGAACAAUUGCUCUCCACCUUGUAUACAAGAUCAAACCAGCUGACUUCAGAAAUGGUAGCGUUCUUUGAAGAUCUUGUUACCUUCAACAAGUUCUGUGUCAACUUGGAUCAAUCAGCCAGGUCACAGAGAGAUAAGGAGUCAGUGGAACCGUUACAAACGACAAUUGCAAAGAUCCGAAAGAAAAUUGAGUACUUCAGACUACAGUCACAGUACCUGGAGUCCCGACUGAAGGACAUAUUGAAGGCUGCCGAGGAACUUUCUCAAGAGGACAAAAAAAUUGUCCUAAAAGUUCAGAAACUAUGGUCUGACUCGAGGAGUAAUAUGUCCUGGGAGCUUGAACAGUUCAGACAGUUAGCGGAGCUUCUGAAGACCGCCGAUACCGCACUCUCCAAAUAUGAGAGACUACCGACCAACAGUGAUCGUCAGGCCUGCUUGACCUACAUAACACAACUGGAGGAUACCUACAACUGGAAUCUCACGCAGGAUAGGGUGCGGCUAGAAGAAGGAGAACAUGCUGAAACCGCGCGUCGUUUAGCAGCAUCCAAUCAUUCCACAGAUCUUCUGGCCAAAUUAAUACCUUUUCGGGAAUGUUUACAACAAUUUGUGACCCAGUUGAAUGAGAUCCAGGACGAGUUGCACUCCUGUCAGAGCAUUCCUACGCAUGAAUUGUCUAGCCAGAUUCAGAGCUUGGAUCAGUACUUUAUUCUCGCCCAAGAAGCCGCUUCGAAAGCAACCAACAGCUUGAUUAAUUGCAAAACUGGUCAACCCCCAGUAUCAGUUGAAAAUGAGGGUGAAAAUGAACUCCUAGCAACCACUCUUUGGCUUGACGCUGUGCUAGAGACUCAGAAGGGACGACUCAACGCCUACUGCAAUGAAUUCCAUCUUUGUAGACCCUACUGGCAAGAGUAUGCUAACCUCUGGCAGUCCUUCAUGAACGAGGCCAUUCGACAGAAGCACCAGAUUGAGAUGCUUCAGCUGGAUCGUCUACCUAAGGAGGAUCAAGGCAGUGCGGAAGUCAGUGUUGGAUCUGCACGGGACUACGCAGUGAAUCUCUGCUCCUCUGUUCUAACCCUUCAACGCUUGGGCAGCAGGAUUGUUUGGAAAGCUCAGAGUGGUGAGAUUGGCAAUGGACUAGACGCCGAUCUGUACCUUCAACCUGUUUUUGACAAACGUUGUUCCCGCCGUCCACUGAGAGUGGAAUCCACCCUUCACGACGAUAUUACAUUUGUCAAUGAGACAUUUAACACCUUAGUUGAGGAUCUGCGUGGACUAUCAAAGAAGUAUUCAAUUGAAAGCUUCCUGCCGCCAAAUCUACGAAUUGAUGCCACCGGAAUUGACGAUUACCAAGCCCCAUCCAAGUCAGACUCGUCCAGUGAUUCGGAGGGACUCCAGGAAACAACAUUUCCAAACACACAGAAUCAAAAAUGCGAGGACACUGGAAUUACGGAUUUUGAGGCCUGUCUCAACCGUCUGAAGGAGGAGUUGGCUUGGUUGCAGGAGAAUGAUCUCCACAUACCAAUCAUCGAUACACCGUCCAAUUACAUUUCUAAAUUGGACGGUCAAUUCUGGCUUUCACCGGGGACCUCUGGACCCAUUCAGAUAGAGUCGUGUCCGUCCGCUUCCUCCACCUUCGGUCCAUCAUCGCAAUCGCAUUCUGUAGAACUUACCGAUGAGGAGGUGCUGCCUCCUCCUUUCACUCGCCCUCUAUACUCUCCAGAUAUGGAGAAACUGGACGCCAUCCUAAAAACCCAUGAGAGGCGUUCAGCUCAACUGUGUGCCAUCUCUGAGAAGGUAAGUUCAAGCCUAGAGGACAUGGAGGCGCAAAGACAACUUCACGAAGCGUCUGAUGAGCUUCAUGCCUGUAUGGACGCAGCAAGAGGAAUGAUAGAUCGUCGUCGAACUCGACUCUGUGAUUGGUUGUCCACCUGCACGGCUAUUGAGGCAGCCAUGCUCAUGGAUUCGGACGGCGAGGAGGUGGGCAAGGAGAAGGAACAGGUGCUACCUCAGUGGAUCAUGACAAUCAGGGAGAGACUGGAAAAGUCUUUACCCAAUUUGGACUCCCCAUUGUGCAAGAAGGAAUUGGAGCAAUUACGGAGUGAGUUCAGUCCAACCGGAAAUGGCACAGGACAGACUUUACAGGCGGUUGAAGAGGCGUUUGAAAAUUAUCAGUCAGAUGCACGCCUUUCACUCCAAUCUACACACCGUAACUGCGUAACUCCACAAUUGGAUGCUGGUGUCGUGCAGGGUAUCAAAAAGAGCCUCUCCGAGUGGAAGUCGGUUUGUCGCCUCCUUCGAAUAGAUCGAGCUGGGCAGAUUACACCGCAAGCUUCUCAUGUACACCAGGCUUCAAUGUCAUCGCUGGAUACAAAUCUGGAAACCUCGGUACGAAAACUUGCCUUUUGGUUAGACACGGUUACAAGCUACCUCAACUCCACUGUGGCAUGCCUUGGUGGAGACUUCAACCAAGACGCCGUAAUAGCUCAUAUCAAGAAUCGCGUUGGUGAUAGAUCAUCCUAUACUGUGAGGUCCCUCUAUCCCGCAGUCAUCCAAAUCCAACUUCAGCAAUAUGCCAUCGAGUUGGAUGCUCGUAAGCCACAACUCGACAAAUUGGCCAUCGAAACGGAGCGAUUAGACGAGGAGUUACGCAACAUGGACAACACCUCCACCAGCCAGCUCUCUGCUAUGGGUGAGUUGUCUCUCUCUUUUCUCUCCGAUGUCUCUUUUAGUUUUCCAUACCUUCUGAGCCACUUCCUCUCUGAGCUUGAUAUGCAGUUCUUUGUGGUUGGAUUGCCCUAUCCUAACGAAGAUAAAUGA
Molecule: messenger RNA, 8622 nt
Organism: Echinococcus granulosus
Lineage: Eukaryota; Metazoa; Platyhelminthes; Cestoda; Cyclophyllidea; Taeniidae
Product: Dystrophin
Exons: 40
Coding region: 1-8622 (2873 amino acids)
Biological process (GO): synaptic signaling
Cellular component (GO): plasma membrane
Source: RefSeq, a predicted model, not a curated record